Lethenteron reissneri (Far Eastern brook lamprey) is the source of this 3398-nucleotide messenger RNA. RefSeq names its product cysteine/serine-rich nuclear protein 2-like. Lineage: Eukaryota; Metazoa; Chordata; Hyperoartia; Petromyzontiformes; Petromyzontidae. The record is from RefSeq and is a predicted model, not a curated record. Gene Ontology annotation, biological process: regulation of transcription by RNA polymerase II. Gene Ontology annotation, cellular component: nucleus. Gene Ontology annotation, molecular function: sequence-specific DNA binding; DNA-binding transcription factor activity, RNA polymerase II-specific.
CCGAGGAGGAGUCCGGGCGGGGAGGUCACGACCGGCGAGGCGGUCCCUAAAAGCGCUUGUGAGCACGCUUCACCUGGUGCGCAACGUACGGUGGGGUCGGUGACACCUUCGAGAAAAAGGAAACCGGUGUGCAGGCUUUUAUACCUGCAUUUCAUUUGGCCGUGGACAACCCAAGGUACGACGCACGUGCCACCACCGCACGUGCCCCCGACCGUGCCACAGCAGGGAGGGAGGAGCGUGCUGAGCAUUAGCGAGAUGAGCGAGGUGCUGAAGAGGAAGUUUGAGGAGGUGGAGGGCUGCUCGGGGCUCUCAUCCCCGAAGGACUCGGACGAUGACCUCUCGAGCAGCGACAGCGGGGACAGCGGGGACAGCGUCAACGCCCCGGCUGACGGACUCUUCCCACAGUCGUCGUCCUCCUCCUCAACAGCGGCGGGACCCUCGGCGUCGAAGCGCGCGCGCGGCAAGAACGUGCGCUUCGACCAGGUGACGGUGUACUACUUCUUGCGGCGGCAGGGCUUCACCAGCGUGCCCAGCCAGGGCGGCAGCACGCUGGGCAUGGCGAGCUGCCACGACCGCGUCGCCGUCUACUCGCUGGGCGAGUUCGCCCAGGAGCGCGAGCGUGCCCACCAGCACAUGCUGCGCCAGCACCUCAAGGAGGAGCGGCUCAACGCGCUGCGCCUCCAGCUGAUGCAGAGCGGCGCUGCCGAGCCCGAGCACACGCACGGCCUAACGGUGGACGACAUCCCGGACGAGGAGGUGGACGCUCGCGCCCUGGACGUGGACGACUACUUUUUCCUGCAGCCGCUGCCGACGCGCAAGCGGCGCGCCAUGCUGCGCGCGUCGGGCGUGCGGCGCAUCGACGGCGACGAGAAGCAGCAGCUGCGCGCCAUCCGCGUGUCGCGCGAGGAGUGCGGCUGCGACUGCCGCUCGCACUGCGACCCCGAGACGUGUGGCUGCAGCCAGGCCGGCAUCUCCUGCCAAGUGGACCGCCUGUCAUUCCCGUGCGGCUGCACGCUGGACGGCUGCGGAAACGCGUCGGGGCGCGUCGAGUUCAAUCCGGUGCGCGUGCGAACGCACUUCAUCCACACCAUCAUGCGGCUCGAGCUGGAGAAGAAGGAGGCAGGCGUGCCGUACCUCGGUGGGGGUGACGCUGGGCAACUCGUGCCGCCGCACACCGACGCCGGAGACUCCUUCUCAGCCGACGCAGCCAACGUCGCCGGGCUGAGCUGCGUGAUGGCUGCCAGCGGUGCUCACAUGGCGCACCCCUUCCUCAGUGACGCGGCCAUCGUGCAGGAAGGAGAAUUUUUUCCCGCCUGCCCCGCGGCAGUUUCGAUGCACGCGGGCGCUAGCGACGGGGAGCUGCCACCGGACUCCCCGGCAGCAGGUGGCUAUAGGAUCAUGCCGUUUUUUCAAGUGCCGGGCGCGGACGCCCAGGUCGAGGUUGCCAGCGACACGCCGCCUCCCCACGCCUUGGACUCCUCCAUGUUCAGUCUGCCGCCGUCCGACUGUGCGCCCGUCCGCAUCUUCCCCAGCGCGUCCUCCUCCCUGCCGAUGGCCGGCCUUUUCUCAAACGGCGACUUUGUGGCGGCGUGCGCGCCGACGUGUUUGCCAAACCAGGGCACAGCUCACGCCGAGCUGCCCUUCAUAACGACCACCACCGUCGCCACCACCGUCGCCACCACCACCGUCGCCUUGCAAGAAGUGCCAACGGUGCCGUUUCAGCUCGGCGAAACGCCCUCGCCUCCCGAGGACGGGGAGAAUCCCGGCUCGCACGCCGCGCGGGAUUUUCCCCUCGCCCUGGUCACGGAAAAGUUCGCCGAGCCGAUACACGAGUCCGCGUCGGCGCCGAUGCGCGACUGCGCGGGAGAGGACGUGGCGCCACGCGUGACCAUAGCGGAAGAAUUGGAGGGCUCCCCUCCGGCUCUUCACGUCUGCGAGGUGGAUGCGCUCCCGGCGGAGCCCCUCGGCUCGGCCGAGGCGCCGAGCGCGAUCGACUCGAGGGAAGGGCAGUCCAUUGGCGGAGACGAGCACCGGGGCGAGGGCGAGCCGUCCGCGAGUGCGCCGGAGGGUGGCACGGCGGGCGAGCCGUCCGCGAGUGCGCCGGAAGGUGGCACGCCGGGCGAGCCGUCCGCAAGUGCGCCGGAGGGUGGCACGGCGCGCGAACAGCAGCCGCCCGCCACAUGGCGAAGGGCAGGAGACGGGCGCGGUCAGGUUUCUCCGCCGCCGGUUGCCAAAGAUUUUCGGGAUGAAGAGGCGGCGGUGUGCGAAGCGCAGCACGAGCCCGGCCCCGACAAGCUGCCUCUCACCACGAAGCCUAAGGAGGAUGUUUAAUUGUGAGAAACCCAUUCCGAGCCCAACUAUGACUGUUGCAGCCGGCACGUCGAGCCAGAGGUAUUUAUUUCACUCGUGAGCUUUACACGGGGAGUGCAAAAGCGAUUCUCGCUGCUGCGAACUAAAACGGAGAGCGAGAGAUGCGGUAGGCAUGACGAAUGGGGGCCAGAAAUCCACGGAAGUGCUCAUCCGGUCGUGGCGUCCACGUGUUUGUUUUCAGAGUAAGACGUGGUCUCUGCGUAGGGUUAAUUGUCGUUAUGGAGGUUGUUGGCUCUGGUUAAGUCUUGCACAUGGUUACAUUUUAAACAAAUCAUUUUGUUCGCUGCUUCUGUGGAUUUCUAUUGCCUCUAAAGGAGACUGUGUGAGAAAUCCACACUCUUGAGCUUAUUUUGGAGCCGUCCAAUGUUUUUGCAAAAUAAUGUUACGAUUGAAAAUAGAAUUGUAAUAAUGAACCACGUGGUGUUCAUAUAUAAAGGAAAAAAAUAGAAAUAUUUACUGGCGUGUGUGGUAUGUAUAGAGUUUUAUCUUGAAAUACCUACCGUUGGGAGUGACAGCACACCAGGGGGCGCUUUAAAUAUAAAACUUGAAAUAUUUUAGAAAGUUUCCGAGUGCUGGGUGAGGCGUAUUAUGACAACGUGCACUCUUGUUUUGAGAUGUUUAUGCUGCUCUCAUUGAGCAUCAACAGGGCCCACUAUGUUACGCCUAUGCUAUUGACACGUGGGUGGUUUCCACGGAAAUGAUCAUGGGGAGGAUCCCCCUUUGCUGUUUACAGCCGAGAUAGUGGUGGCCAUUCCAUGUUCCUAGAAUGGGGUGAGGGGCGAAUGAAUCCAUGAGAAAACUGUUUUCAAGAUGCUCAUAAAAUGCACAUUUUCAUUCCCCUUCAGCUGUGCAUACGGGAAAUUUUAAUUAACUCUUAUACGACACUAAAUGGCAAUUUUGUGAAUUGAACUUUAACCUUGUGAGAGCCAUUGAGUUUCAUGUUUUAUGUUACAAUACUGUGCAGUGUGCAGUAUAAAUGAUGAUAAAUAAACCGUUUUUUUUUAUCCCACUGUGAAAUUUUGAGGAAA